AUGAGGCAAUCCUAUUCUAUGAUUUCAGUGCUCGCUGUGCUUGUGACCACCGAUGAACUGGUCACCGCGGUACCCACCUCCCUUCAAAUCAGAGGAGAAACUACCAAAGCGCCUCUGAUAAGCUCGAAGGGUAUUAAGCCAGAGGAUGUUGAUCAUGGUUCAUGGGAUUCUUCGUGGUUCAACUCCGUCGCUGUCGCUAUAGGUCAUGCUCGUCCCAACGAUCUGGAACAGUGCUGGAGUGGUAGCUCAACCGACGAGAUUACCGAAGCGGAUUUCAACCUGUACGACAAACAAGGUGAAAAGAAGACGUUGAAAGUAAAGUUGAAAGAUGUAAUGGACAAGAAUGAGGCGGAUUCCCAUAGUGUAAAACAAGGAUGGAAGCUGAUUGAAGGUAAACUUGCUUCUUCACCAUAUCGAUUGGAUACCGAUCAUUUCACCACCGGACAACCCACAGACGCUUUCAAGAUGCUUGCCAACAAGGAUGCCGAAGUAUACGAUUUCGCAAAAGAGCAGAACAAAGAUGAUCUGUGGACAUUGUUCACCUGGGCUGCUCAUACACCAAUUGUAUUUUCGUCUAUCGCCACGGACGGCACGGAAGUAUGGUUCGCGGUGUUAUCAGCGAAGAGCGGAGAUCUAGAAGAUGGUGAAAAACCUUGGGAGAAGGGGGAAGUCAAAUACUACGCUGCGAAUCGUCAUGCGAUCGAUACCCUCAAUCUGGCCAAGGAGGGCGAUCAGAUAGCUCAUGCCGUACACUGGAAAUUCGAUUAG
Kwoniella mangroviensis CBS 8507 is the source of this 768-nucleotide messenger RNA. RefSeq lists its product as uncharacterized. The record is from RefSeq and is a predicted model, not a curated record. The transcript has 7 exons. Lineage: Eukaryota; Fungi; Basidiomycota; Tremellomycetes; Tremellales; Cryptococcaceae. The coding region runs from base 1 to 768 and encodes 255 amino acids.